Pteropus alecto (black flying fox) is the source of this 632-nucleotide messenger RNA. RefSeq names its product small integral membrane protein 13 (gene SMIM13). NCBI's taxonomy places the organism in Eukaryota, Metazoa, Chordata, Mammalia, Chiroptera, Pteropodidae. The record is from RefSeq and is a predicted model, not a curated record. The transcript is spliced from 2 exons. The coding region runs from base 52 to 315 and encodes 87 amino acids.
GCCCGCGCCCACCGCCGCAUCGCUCUGAGCCGGCCGCCCCCAACCUCCAAGAUGUGGCACAACGUCGGGUUGACCCUGCUGGUGUUCGUGGCCACGCUGCUGAUCGUCCUGCUGCUGAUGGUGUGCGGUUGGUAUUUUGUUUGGCAUCUUUUUUUAUCGAAAUUCAAGUUUCUGAGGGAACUGGUGGGAGACACUGGAUCCCAGGAGGGAGAUCAUGAGCCUUCAGGGUCUGAAACAGAAGAGGAUGCUUCAUCGUCUCCACACAGAAUCAGAUCUGCUCGCCAGAGGAGGGCACCUGCUGAUGAAGGCCACUGACCCUAGCCAUUGUCCUGUGUUAGUCAAUGAUGAAAGGCAGUUGAGAGCCUCUUGUCUUUAAUGACUUGGCUUUGCAAUUUGCUAAAAUGUUGAAGAACAUUUGUACUUGGAUAUUAAGUCCAAUUCAAAAAAAAGGUUUACAUGUAAGCCAUAUAAAAAUAAAGGGAAUCGAAACCAAAUUGGACCAUUGCUAAUGUCAUCUUAAAGAUAAUCUUUUGCUUUACUAGCUUUUAAUUAUAUACUUAUUCCUUGGCUCUUGAGCUUAUUUUCUUGCACUUGUGUGAAUCUGUUAAACAUUACAGGCUUGAAAAACUGUA